CGUGUGAGUGUGGUUGUGGUGGUGGCGGCACCAUCGUGCGUUUUGACAUUUUGUGUUGGGCGACAGCGAGAGAAAAUUGGACGUCCAACUUUGGUGAAGAAUAACUUCACGCUCUUCCGGCAGAUAGCAUCAGAAAUUUGCAGUGAGGUGUCGAUUGCAUGCGUGUAAAGCGGAGACAGUGCGGAAGCAGCUGUUGCAUUUCGUUGAAUCUAGUGCUUGAAGGCCAUGGAGAAUAGCGGGCAAAGUAGCUCUCCGCCGGUAGAAAACAUGGAGAAUGGAUGCCAAGAAUCAUUGGACCAAUCCCGCAAGGACUAUAUAGCGCUAGGGCACAGCUCUUUCAAUGGCUGUUGUCGGCUAUGUUUGAAAGGAAAUUGCCAUCUACAGAAACUUUUCCCUGGCGGAUACACUGAGGAUGUGCUUAUAAGUAAAAUCUUCGAGUGUACCACUGUGGAGAUCACGUUUGCUACCGAUCCGGAUGCCCUGAUAUGUUAUAGCUGUGUAGCGAAAAUAGAAGAGUUCCAUCGCUAUAGAGAACAGUGCCGCAGUAAUGAUGUACGGCACAAGAUUUCCCUACUGCGGUCGGAAGGCGGCCAAGUUCACACCGCUUCGAAAUCAGCAUUGCUGCCUGCUAAAUACAUCAAGAAGGAAAUAGACUCGGAGGGGUUUGAAAUCAGUGCGGCCGAUUUUUUCCCCAUUGAUACUACGGAGCAGUCCUCAUACGGCACGUUCGAAACAUCUCUGGACGGCGGCCCCAUAGCCAGCGUUGCCGACUCAUCCGUUGCGGUGGUGGACUCGACUAUUCUGAACGAGAAUGGUGUCUUGAACGAUUCCGAUGAAGAUGACGAUGCUAAUGAAAAUUUACUGGAGUUGAUGCCAGAGCGAGCACAUGGCGGAUUUACUAUAUCAUACUCCAACGUAAACGAUGGAUACGAUAAUAAUAAUGAAGUCGUGUGUGAGAUGCCGAUCAAAGAGGAACCGCAAGAUUUCGAUGAAGACGACCCGGCCGGCCCUUGGAAUGAUUAUGGCAUGGACGACGAUGGUUCCAUGGGUCAUCUCAACAGUACCUCUUUGCUGCCGUUGUUGGAGGACUGCCCUUACUCAUCGAACGCCGAGGCAGAGUUGGAAGAGGAGCAGCUUCCAUACCGCGAGGUGUGCAACGAUACCGGGCUGGUGUGCAUAGUGAAGGAUGGGUUCCUGUACGUGCAAAAGAGCAACCGUCGCUGGAAGUGUCGGGUCAAGAGCUGUGCAGCCGAAAUCAUAGAGUGUACCGAUCGCAACGAGCUGCAGACAAAUUGUAUAGAUCACAUGCAUAGUAGAGAAGUGCGAAACACGGCAACCGACGAGGAAAUACUGCAACUACUGGAACACGAAUCUAGCGACGAUGAGCCGUUCCGUUACGUUACGAACGUACGGAACGGAAGUUCCAUCGUCUACAAGGGAUACAAGUACUGCAUGAAGCAUACACGGGUGGAUGGAACGACAUAUUGGAAGUGCAGAGCUUACAAAGGCUGUCAGGCCGCCCUUUGCCAAACGCCGAACAAUGAAUUCACCACAGUUGGAACGCACACGCACGCGAAACAGCCACUGGUCAGCGGGCCAAAUAAGGUGCAGCCGUCGUACGUUACCAGCGUCAGUACCGAAGGCGAGGGUUCGCCGCCAAAGAUUAAACUGCGAAUCGCUCGCCAAACGGACACUGCCACCACAAAUGCGAAAAUAUCACCGGAGGAUACCGACGUGCAGGAUUGCAAGCAGAUCCCAGUCCACAAAAAACAGGUCUUUAAAAGCGGCUACGGACACAAAAUUGUAAAAAAUACCAACGGGCGCACGCGUCUUUACUUCGACGGAAAUCUGUAUGUGCGUGAAUCUUCUCGCAAAGAGGAAUCGGGUGAGGUGGUGGUACAAUGGCGCUGCCGGCGCAACUACGAUAUGUGCGGUGUGAAGGCUGUGCAGCACGAGGACGGGCUGGUGGAGGUGUUGGGCGAACACGACCAUGCUUCAAUUAAGAAAACGUUGCGAAUCCCAGAAAACGCAACCGGAACUACCUCGUACGAAAUGCUUCCCACGGCCAAAGGUGGCGAGACAAUGAUGCUCGACGGGUAUCGUUACGUGAAUGCCUACUGCCGACCGAACGGUAUGAGUCUGUGGCGUUGUGUGGGAUGGGGUGGUGUCAUCUGCCGCGCAAAGGUCAUCAUGACGAGCGACGGAAUGGCGUACGUCGACCGGAGUGCAACGCACCUGCACGGAAAGCCGGACCAUAUCAAACAUGUGUUUCCAAAGAUGGUGGAAAACACCCUUCCCAGCAGGACAAGAGCUCCAAAAAUAGAUGAAGGUGGCGUGGAGAGUAAAGCAUACCCCGCGACAGACACCGUCUGCAAAUCGGACAAAACAUCGUCCCGCAAGACGUUUGACGAGUGUUUGAGUGUUGCCGCUACGCCUGCUGUAGCUACUGCUACUCCAAGCAAAACGGCCAAAGCAACGUCCAAAUCGCAACCUACGCGCAACUACCGCGUGAUCAAGAACAAGAAAGGCAACAAAGCGCUGGUACACGCCGGCUACCGGUACUGUAGGGUUCGAACGCGGCAAGACGGCAGUGUCAGCUGGGUGUGCAAGAUUAACAAAAAAACGUGCCGUGUCGCGUUGUUCGAGCAUCCGGACGGGCGAUUGGAGUGGACCAACCACAGACGCCACAACCAUGGCCCCACCGAUCCAAUCGAUCCGCCCAAAAAAGCACCACCACCGCCAUCACCACCGGCACCAUCGCCUAAGGGCAAGAGAACUGCAUACCAUAUCAACGACGAUACGUUUGUAAACAACGAGUGGUUCUUUGUGCGCAAUCACAAAAAUGGCACCACGCUCAUCCACGCCGGCUACCGAUAUACCAAAAAAGGGAAGCGCGUUAACGACACUUCGCUGUGGCGUUGCGCCCAAACGUACCACGGUUGCCGUGCCGCCAUUGUGCUGCAUCCCGAUGAGACGAUCGCCAAGUUCGAUGAUAUCGAUCACACUCAUCCUCCGCCCAACACGGCCAUGGAAGCGAUGGAGGUGAUCGUCGGUGACCCGGAUGAAGGUAUGGAGCAAAGCAAUGCGAGCUCUAUCGGUAAUGAUGCCGAGCCCGAGGAACCUGAACCUGAGCCUGAACCUGAACUUGAGCCUGAGCCGGACAUGAGUUUUGCUCACUUUAACGGAUGCAUUGAGGAGCAGGAUGAUCCGGAAGCUAAUAUGCGAUCGCUGCUAAACACCAUGCUGCUGGAUGUGUCGGACGAAGCGGCGAAUCGAUCGCUUGAAAAGGUGGUGAUUCCUGCAGCGAAAGCGAAUUACAAAUACGUCACCAACCGCCGGAACACGAAGAGUUUGGUCUUCCGGGGAUAUCGCUAUGCCCGCUCUAGUAUGGGAGUUCGCGCCGACGGAUCCGUGCGAUGGACCUGCCAGAUGAAUAAAAAAACGUGCCGUGUGUCCGUGCGCAUAUUGCAGGACGGAAGCAUCGAAAUGAAUGGCCAGAAGCACAACCAUCCACAGCUACCGGAGGAUAGAGAAACGAGCGCUAUUGAUUACGAUGACGAAGCAUCAAAUGCAUCAAUCGGCAACGAUGACAAUAAUCCGGCUAACGAGAGCGAUGUCAACGAAGAGGAGGAAGAAACACAUUAUUUCGCCCUAAACCGUAGCAAUGGCAAGAGCCUAAUCUACCAGCGCAACCGGUUCAGCCGAGAAAAUGUUCGCCCCGACGGAUCGAUCGUUUGGCGCUGCAUGAUGCGCAGCGAUUGUUUGGCAAAAGUGCUCCUGCUGCGCAACAAUACCUGCGUUCCGUACCGGGAUGCAGCUCAUAAUCAUCCGCCCUUGGAUGUGCUACCGAAACCGUUACAGUAUCCAGAAAAGUGGGACACCCCUAAGUUGAUCGUGAAGGGUGACAUGCUUGUCUACAAACAAAAUCGUAUGAAGAAAGACAAAUCCUUCUCCGACGGGACCGCUUUGUUUAAAUGCACGGAAGUGGUCGGUUGUAAGGGGAUUGUGAAAAUUCGGUACGAAGAAACGGACGGUGAAGCGUCCUUGCCGGUUGUGGUUUUUGAUUCGGCUCACAACCAUCCCGGUAUCCUUGUUCCUGAUGCUGCCGAUACUGUAAGUGCUAUCGCGAGCGGUACAGAACCUGCCAGCGGUAAAAACAAACGGAAAAGUCCUGUGAAGCUGCUAAAAUAUUCUCCCACCAACGAUGCUGACAGUGAGAAGGAAUACCAGCUGUUUAAAAAUGAUCGCGGCCAAGUGUCGCUGGUUUACGCGGGUUAUCGGUUUUCGCUGCGCAAUCUAAACGCGAAGGGCGAUUCCAGUUGGAAAUGUCGCGCCAAUAAAAUGUGCAGUGCCUUCGUAUCCUUCACCAAGGACGGGCACGUUAUACCGAACGCGGGCGAGGGUGAACCGAAAGUGAUGCCCCACAAUCAUCCCAUCAACGGGGAGUACAUUGAGCGAGCCGAGCCGUUGGAGUUGGAUCAGCUUCAUCCGCCUGCCCACAAUUUGUGCCAAUUUGUAUCGAAUUGGGUAAAGGGUUUGUAUAAAGGCGAGCUUGGUGGGAAGGCGAAAACGUCUCCGAAGUCUACGGCUUCACACCAUAAGAACAACGAGCGAAAAAAUACCAUCUACCACAACAACUAUUCCUACCGAUUGCAGACCACGAAGAACGGGCGCGAAUUUUGGCGCUGCACAAUGUUUAAAGCACGGGCCUGCCGGGCGGGUUUAUUCUGCACCAACAAUGGCACCAUCAUACAGUACGAAAAUGGACGUCAGCACAAUCACGAUCCGGCCAAACAGUUGACGGCGUCGAUUGUGCAGCAAAGUAAUGUUAGCCCUCGCAAAUCUCACCUUUCCGGUGGUGCCAAAGGAAAGCCAACCGAUGGCGCACAUUCUCCGCUUCAAGCAGUACAGAAACCGAUCAAACGAAGCCAGAGUACGGUACCGUUUGAACAGUCCGCGGAUGAAGCAGCGGCUACACCUUCGCCAUCGUAUCUGAUCGUUAAUCGGGAUGGCAUUGACACGCUGCACUACGAACGCCAUCGAUAUGCUGUGAGCUUUAGUCAGCGGGAAGAUGCUAGCGACGGCCAAGAGCCAAAACGGUGGCGCUGCUGCCUAUGGAACAGUCGCCAUCAGUGCCCGGUGGAACUAAUCAUCGCGCCGACGGACGAGAUACAGUUCGUAACCGAUCCCACACACAACCAUCGACCACCGCCGCCCGAAUCCCAAGAAUCGCUCGACCGACAGUCGAUGGUGUCGAGUGCGCCGAAAGGUACGAAAAAAUACGAGUUGCUGGGUCGGUCCCAAAAAACCGUCUUCUACAAGGGACACAAAUUCAACUGGAAGGAGGAACGCAGCGGUUCGGCGUACUACCGGUGCAUGUGCCACGCGUCCCACGACUGCGCCGUAACGGUAAAAAUCGAUGUGAAUGGGCUGUUGUACGAAUGUUCAACCGUGUCGCACAACCACAGUCCAGCGCUCGACACGUCCACGGUUUCCGUCUCACCACCCACAAAACCGUUGACCGAACGGAACAUGGCAUCGCGGCAAACGAGGCUUGAACAGUGCCCUGAAGUAGGAUCUUCCGAUUACAGGUUUGUUCGAUCGUGUCUCGGAAAUUCCAUGAUAUUCGAAGGCCAUCGAUACUGGCUUCACAGCAAACUUUCGUGCGGUCUGAACGUGUACCGAUGUCGGUAUCAAAAGCAAAUGGGUUGCUCCGGGUCCGUGUAUAUGGAUGCGAGCACGAGGCUACUGUAUCACCGGUACGAUGCCGAGCACAGUCAUGAGCCACUCGCGGAAGACGCUGUAGCAGGCAUUGAGCAUGACACUACCAACACCAGCACGUUGAAUGUGUCCGAACUCAACAACAGCUGCAACAAUGCUGCGGCGGACACGUUCGACGAGCAAGAUCUCGACACUAGCAGUAGCAAUAACAACAACCUGCACACGGCCUCCGCCGUCGUUCCCAAGAGGGAGGUGAUCAUUACGCACGACUACUCCUUUAUGAAGGAUUCCUUAAACAAGAACCAACUCUUUUACGAACACUACGUGUACGAGAUGGUUCCUUUGCAGUAUCGAAAAAAUGGCGACAAGUUUUACAGCUGCCUGUUUGCCGGUUGCUCCGCUUCGGUGAAGCUGCUCGCUUCCGGGGGCCUCGACAUAUCGAAUCCCAUCGAUCACGCACACGACCGGCCCGAUCUUACCGAUUACCGUGACGUUGGGCGGGGAUCGUCCGACUUCGUGACGCUCUUACCGAGUACCGCUCCUGGCAGAAAACCUACGAUAAGGUUUGAAGGCUAUCAGUACUGUGCUUCGGCUGACUCUCAACCUCUACAGGACGCUACAAAAGUGUUCCACUGUCGGGAGAAGAAUCGUGCCACUGGCCGCUGCACUGCGAAACUGGAAAUGUUGCCCAAUGGACGUGUUAUCGUCACCGGUACACACCACCAUCCGAAGCCCGAGGACGGUGAGGACUCCAAGGAAACAGCUCAGUCUAAGAUAAUGGUAUUGGGUGGACGGUCUUACGCGUACCUCGAAACGCAACCCGACGACACAAGCGUAUGGCAGUGUACGGAUGAUCCCAAUUGCAUGGCCAAAGUGUACAAGAAACCGGAUGGCAAACUGGUGUACGGUAAGACCAAACAUGUGCUAAGACAUCUCAUGCCGAAGCUGGCGAACCACCCGGCAUCAUCUAUCGGACCGAAAUUGACCGUGCCCACUUCUACUGCUGCUUCGUUGAGUGCCUCGAUCAUCGUCACCAGCACCGUGCCUCGCAGUGUUAGCAGCGGUAAUCUGCGAACAAAAUGGUACAAAGGCAAUCGGUACAACUUUUAUCUCACUCGUCGCGAUGGAGUGCAGUACUGGCGUUGCUGCAAACGGAUGGAGAAUAAGUGCGAGGCCGGAAUCUUGUGUUACCCGAGUGGCACAAUAGCGCCAUCGAAUCAAUGGCCCCAUUCGCACACACCGCUAAACCCUUCCGCGGUCAGUCCGACUGCACCAGACCGGCAAGAUAAAGCAGCGGCAGCAGCAGCAUACACGGUAAAGCAGCGGCCAGUAAACGACAGCAUACCGGACGCGAAAGUGCGAACGCACCAUUCGAUAGCCAGUUCGCCGGAUGCAAGCGAUUUGUUCAUUUGGCAUAACGGAGUUCAAUAUUCACUGCGACACCGGCGCCCGGAUGGCAUACGCAUUUACCGGUGUCGCAACAAACCGUGCACGCACAGUCUGGUGGUGUCGAAGCAUGGGAAAAUAAUUUCCAAAAAUCCAUCGUGGCACAACUGCGAAAGCCGGAACAGCAGCGAAGAGAGCAAAGGGCGAGAACUGGUGCCUUGGAGCAACAGCGCUACUAGUGGGUUGGGUUUCGACAAGCCGGAAAUAGAAGAUCCCGACGAUUUGGACGACCACAACGGUAGCGCCGAUAUCCAGCCAAUCGUAAAACGCAUUCGGUUGGGAAGCACCAGCAUGGAAAUGGCUCCGGACAAUAGCUACCAGCCAGCAUCGGAAGCAAUCCUACAAACGGCAGUGGACAGCUUGCCCAAUCUCGACACUGAAACGGACGCGGAACGAGAGGAGGAACCAGUCGAGGAAAGCCAUGGGGGGCUACUGCCCACGGGUGAUUUCAUGGGUGGGCAUGGUUCGGCCAACAGCACCUGGGGCGAAUCAGAAUACAUAGUGCAUGAGUUCAAAAGCGUCGAUGCGAACGAAGCCGAUAAUGAUUUGGAAGCGGAAGAUCGACCGGAGGAGGAGGGUGUUGAUCGGGAGGAACCCUUUGAAGAGUUGACUGUGUCAGAGUCGUUUGGUGGAAGUUUGACGUGCCACGAUGCCAGUAAUUUGUAAGACAGGAAAACAGGUAAAUGUUUGUGUGCAAGCCACGUUAGUAUCAAGCUUAUCUGGCUCUUUGUUCCUCCUCCAGAAUGCCCCACAGAUCAACGCCCAUGGUGUUGUGUUGUCGCUUAAACGAGAUGGAAUUUAUUUGUAAUUAAUCUGCAAGCUGUUUUGCAGAACAUUAUGAGAGGACAAGAUUGUGCUCACGACCACUGUUUACAUCAAUUGAGGGUAGCAUUAGGAAAAAUACGUUAAAGUUUUAAUCGUGUUAAACGCAUUGCACAUUGUGUAUUUGAUGUGAGGAUGUGCUUGUAUGUGCAUCGUGUUGCUACACCCGAACGACUACUACUUAUAAAAGCAUUGUUUCUUAAGUUUUUUUUCAUUUCCUUUGUAUUUUAUGUCCUGGAAAAAUGCAACUCUGUAUAUAGUUCGAACGCGUGUUACUGUGAAAUGAAUAAAACAUACUUUACUAGAA
This is a messenger RNA of Anopheles stephensi (Asian malaria mosquito), 8296 nucleotides long. RefSeq lists its product as uncharacterized. Gene Ontology annotation, cellular component: nucleus. Gene Ontology annotation, molecular function: zinc ion binding. The transcript has 4 exons. The record is from RefSeq and is a predicted model, not a curated record. NCBI's taxonomy places the organism in Eukaryota, Metazoa, Arthropoda, Insecta, Diptera, Culicidae. The coding region runs from base 226 to 7833 and encodes 2535 amino acids.